CUUUCACUUUUGACUUGUUUCUCAAAAGGGCCCUAUUUGACUAUUUGCAAGUGCCUGACGGUUUUCUUGUCUAAAUUUGACUCGUGUGCAAAAGCAGUUCUGGGUUUGGAUGGAUUUUGGUGAAAUUUGAAUAUAAAGAAAGAAUUACAAUAAUAGAGAAGAUAUGAGAGAUUUGAUUAUGUUGAAAAGGAGAGUGCUAAUAAUUAGAUAUAGAAUAUGAUCAGGAGACUAAGAUGGUUGAUGGGUCGUAACUCACCCAAGAGCCUCCCUAGUAAUGCUAGCCAGCAGAGCUCCGACAUCACUCCUGAGACUCUGCAUGAAGUUGCUAUUUACAUUCAUAGGUUUCAUAAUCUUGACCUUUUCCAACAAGGAUGGUAUCAGAUUAAGAUCUCCAUGAGGUUGGACGACAGUGAGUAUAAGUCUGUAGGAACUCCAGCACGGGUUGUUCAAUACGAAGCUCAUGAACAAGGCUCUAUAGGUGCACAUGGAAUUUGGACAAUUGAUGAUAUUGAUAACAGUUUUUCAACACAACCUUUUUUGAUAAAGUACGCAAAGCAGGAUGUUUAUUUGUCUAUCAUGAUCUCCUUCAUCCUGUCUCUUCAUGCACAUGGGGUUGAGGGUCCACCAACACCGGGUGUUGUUUUGAAGUUUGAACUCAUGUAUACUCCUGCUUUGAAAAAGGGGUCUGAGUUGCAGGGUUCUUUGAGUGCAUGCCCUGCAGCAGUCCAUGAAUUUAGACUUCCUCCUAAAGCGCUUCUGGGGUUGCAUUCUUAUUGCCCUGUACAUUUUGAUGCAUUUCAUUCUGUCCUUGUUGAUACAAGUGUACAUAUUAUUACGGUAAAAGCCUCUUGGACACCCCUCAAGGCAUCAGGGCAAGUGGGUUCUGCAGAUUUUGAACAGAUCUUGCUUAUUAAAGAAUUAGUAGCUGCACAUGACAUACUUCUUGAUGACCUGCGAAAUAUUAGCAGAGCUAUUGACCAAUCAAUUGAAUUGAGUAGUUUUGUUCUUAAUCUGGAAAAUACAAAGUUUGGUUCCCUUAUGCAAUCUAAUAUGGGUGGUGCAGAGGAAGUUCUUGAAGUGUUAAACAAGCCACAAAAUGGGGUCAAGAAAGAAAAUGAUACGGCUAAUCUCCAAAAUGAUGGUUUGCUCCAUUGCUUAUCUCGGGAUGAUAUUUUGGACUUUUUGCAUUUGUUGGGGGACCAAAUUUUGCAUUUGUGGAAUGCAUUUUUGAUGUUUCAUAGGGCUAACAAGACAAAGAUUUUGGAAUUCCUUCAUGAUGUUUGGAAUGAUGGUCGAAGAGCUGAAUGGUCAAUAUGGAUGAUACACACUAAGGUUGAGAGGCCACUUAAUUUUUUGAGCAGUGGGAUCGGUGCACCUUCCCUUCAUGGUCUCCAUGGAAAAUCAUUGAGUCAAUGGAAGUUCUCUGACGAUCCAGUCCAGAGUGCAAUCACACGUGCUGAGCUUCAUCGGCAAAGUAUUGCCCAAAUGAGGAUCAACAAUCGGUCAAUUCAAGAUAUGCAUAUGUAUGAAGAUCCUUUAUCUGUUCCUAUCAUAAUUGUGGAGCAUGUUAGUGACGCACCAUUGCAUAAUCACAAUGGAAAUUCGUGCAUCAGCUAUUUGUACCAGAAAAAUUUGCUGAAAAUACCUACUGGAACUAAAUCUGGAGCUGUGCAAAAAUUAACGGGGUCUAGAUCGCAACCAUGUGGACGUGUUAUGAAAAUAGUUGUCUUUGUACAUGGGUUUCAGGGACAUCAUCUGGAUUUACGGCUUGUUCGUAAUCAAUGGCUUUUAAUAGAUCCGAAGACAGAGUUUCUUAUGUCGGAGGCAAAUGAAGACAAAACUGAUGGGGAUUUCAGAGAGAUGGGGCUAAGGCUAGCACAGGAGGUGGUAUCUUUCACAAAAAGAAAAAUGGACAAGGCCUCCAGAAAUGGAAACUUAAAGAGCCUAAAGCUUAGCUUUGUUGGACAUUCUAUUGGAAAUAUAAUUAUAAGAGCUGCACUGGCAGAGGGCAUCAUGGAACCAUACCUGAGAUACUUGUACACAUAUAUUUCUAUAUCUGGUCCACACUUGGGGUAUAUGUACUGUUCAAACUCAUUAUUUAAUUCUGGGUUGUGGCUCUUGAAGACGCUUAAGGGCACACAGUGCAUUCAUCAGCUUACUUUCUCAGAUGAUCCAGAUCUUAUGAACACAUUCUUAUACAAACUUAGUAAGGAGAGGACACUGGAGAACUUCAAGAAUGUGGUCCUGGUAUCUUCACCACAGGAUGGUUAUGUUCCAUAUCAUUCUGCCAGAAUUGAAAUGUGUCCAACAUCUUUCUUGGACUACUCCAAACGGGGCAAAGUCUUCUGGGAGAUACUGAAUAAUUGCUCGUCCCAGAUACAAGUGCCUUCUACACCGCAACGACUCUUCAUGCGGUGUGAUGUCAGCUUUGAUACUUCUUCUCAUGGCAGGAACCUUAACACCAUUAUUGGAAGAGCUGCACAUGUUGAAUUCCUGGAAUCAGACAAGUAUGCAAAGUUGAUAAUGUGGUCUUUUCCCGAACUGUUUCGUUAACUGACACAGGAACCUGUAUGAAAUACCCAUUCUCUUGAUGCAUCUUCUACGUCCUUAAGGGUACUUUUCAAUGGUCAGAAAGUAGUUAAAUUCAGUUAAAAAGUAUCGGUGGAUCCAACCAAUGAGACAUUUGCAUUCUCAGAAGUAAAUGGCAGGAAUCCUGUCGGUUAGAUCUAUUUUGGCAGUCACGGUCCCCUUUCUUUGAUGUCUUACCCUGAACUAAGGGCACAAAGAACUGCUUCUCCAGUGAACGGCAACAACAUUUUCAAACUGGCACAGGCUAAUACAUGAAGAUGCUGACUACUGUAAAUAAUUGGCUUGAAGGUUCUUCCAAUGAGACAAGUCCUUUUCAGAAUGACAAUUUGGCAUAGUCUGACCUCCAGGUAAGCAGUGUACUUUUCAUUGAUUGUCACAUUUAUGUUGCUCAUACUGAUAUAUGAAGUGGGGAGGUAUGCGCUGAUGAGCCUUGCAAUCUUUUGUAAUUCUAUGUAUAGUAUGAGAAGGUAGUGUACCAUCAUUUUCUAUCUCAGGGGAAAGCAUAGAUUUUUUACAAAGUAAAAUAUGAAUUUGUAUCAGCCAUUCAUUGUAUAUCAUGUUUUAUCCACUGCAAUAUAAACCUGAUACUUGCCAA
Messenger RNA from Ricinus communis (castor bean), 3184 nucleotides. RefSeq names its product protein FAM135B. The record is from RefSeq and is a predicted model, not a curated record. Bases 217 to 2553 code for a protein of 778 amino acids. The transcript has 14 exons. Lineage: Eukaryota; Viridiplantae; Streptophyta; Magnoliopsida; Malpighiales; Euphorbiaceae.